Messenger RNA from Ectocarpus sp. CCAP 1310/34, 626 nucleotides. Lineage: Eukaryota; Phaeophyceae; Ectocarpales; Ectocarpaceae. The record is from the annotation of a GenBank genome assembly.
AUGGCAUUGACUUUCGCACAUUUUGGUCCAAAAUCUGGUCUUCUCGUGUACAUAGACGAUCUCAUUUGUUGUUCAUCUACAUGGGAGGGCCAUAUCUCUCUUUUGGAAAAUACCUUUCAAGCGCUACAAGCCGCAGGUCUUACAUUAAAACCGUCGAAGGUACAAUUUGGGCCAAAGGAAGUGAAGUAUUUGGGGCAUAUUCUUUCCGCAGAUGGCAUACGUUUAGGUGAAGAUCGGAUAAAAUCGAUACUAGAGUUGCCAACGCCAACAAACAUCAAAAGUUUGCGAUCAGUCCUAGGAACGGUCAACUAUGUCAGGAAAUUCAUCCCAGACUUAGCCGCCGUCACCGCACCAAUGUUCGACCUUACGAAGAAAGACGCAGUGAAGUCGGUAGCGAAACGCUGGGGUCCGAAACAUGAUGAUGAAGCAUUUGCCGAAGUGAAACGAUUGCUCACCAACGCUCCGGUUUUGCAUUUUCCGGACUUUCUAAAGAGUUUGUUAUCCACGUAGACGCAUCUGAAGUGGGAGCAGGAGUAUUCCUGGCACAACAGAAUGGCGAUGACGUGAAUAUCGUAGCAUACUUUAGCCAGCGAUUCAACAAAAGCCAACAACACUACUUUGCCACC